AUGCGACUAAGAGUUUCCGGAAUUUUUUCCUCUAACAGAUGAAAAAUGAAGGAAUGCUAGUGGCAGAGAUGUCAUUGAAAUAAAGUGUAAUGCAUCUUGACAACCAGCUGGAAAUGAGUGGGUCUGAGAUAAUACACCUAAAUGUAGGUGGCGCUGUUUACACUACGACAAGAUCUACAUUGUGCAAAUAUCCAGAUUCUAUGUUAGGAGCAAUGUUUAGAGGAGACAUUCCAUCAAGGCUAGAUCUAAAUGGACAUUAUUUUAUAGACAGAGAUGGUGAAAUUUUCAAAUAUAUUUUGAAUUUCCUUAGAUCCUCAAAACUAAGCUUGCCAAAUGAUUUCAAAGAUUACGACUUACUGCUAAGUGAGGCAGACUUUUACCAGAUUAGUCCGUUGAUAGAAUUAGUGAUACAGACACAAGAUGAAUCAUCUCAGAAUAAAUCUCAUACUCAUUACUUAGAAAUCAUAGAGGUCAGGAUAGGGACCACUGCAACAAUGCCAUCCAAAAACUCACGAGUAAAAACAAUAAUGAUAGGUAGGAAAGAUGUCAUUUUGUCUUUACCAAUGCAGUUGAUAGGUGAGGAUGCCAUCGAACGCCUGGACAUGACCAAUGGUAUGGAUUAUGUAGAAUUAGAGUUGAACAGUGCGAACAUCAGAUUGAGGCUUGCAGAAACACUGAAAAACAGUAACUGGGAACUAGUUCAUUCUAACUUGUCAUCGUCUUCAUCUGUGAAGAGUGCCAACGGUGGGUCGUUGUGUAUAGAACAAACUUACAGAGAUCGUUGGAUGUUAAAUCUGCCAAAAAUAAAAAAGUUUGUAACAUAUAUGUAGAUCUUUUUCCAUUUCCUGAAAUUGUGAUAAAAAGAUGCUCCUUUGCUUUGCAUGUUACACAGGUAAAAAAUGAUCUGAAAAAAGGUUAAAGUGUUCAUCAGUCUAUAUUGUACAAUGUUGUACAAUAUAUCUGUCUGUCUGUGUGUCCUUACCAAACCCUAAGUCAUUACAGUACUCAUUAAUUAAGAUUUCUACGUUGUAGAAGAAAGAAUUUAAAUGGUAUGCAGACAUUGAUAUAGGUACAAUGUAUUAUGUUUGGUUUUAUUUGUUUUGUAUAUAUAUUUAGCUGUUGAUACUUUUGUUUCGAAUAUCUGAUUCAAUGUUUAAACUUUAAACCUAUAUCACAUACCCUCUAUUGCUUGUCCCAUAUAAGUUAUACCCUUUAUCACAAUUCCUUUAUGACAAACACUGUAUUAUAUAAUGCACCUUGUCACAAGCAGAUUUUAAACUCACAACAUUAGUGUAGGUCUUGGAUUGGUCGGAGCAUGCGAUGAUAAUAUACAUACUGGUAUGAUAUAGACAUGACAGGUAUAUUCCAAUCCAUUUUUUUUUCUCAGAAUUACCUCCCUUUGAAUGUUAAAUAGAUCUUCCUUAUAUGAUAAGUACAUCUUAAGAUAUAUAUUUUUAGUAAGAAACUCCAGUUCCAUGGGUAUCAGCUGAAUUUAGGAGUACAAUAUGAAGUUGAUGGGGAAUGUUUAAAUGGAAUGUCUUCAAUUUAUAGACAUAUUUUUUUGAGAGGAUAAGAAAUUUGAUUUUGAAUAAACAAGUAAAAGUAAUUUUUACAGAAUGAACAUUUUGGAUGUAUCAUGUAUGACAAAGGAGCAUUGUAAAUCUGUGUUGUGUGGUUGGAUUUGUUAAGUUUUAUUUAUUUUUUCUGUUGUGUUUGAUAGUUUGAAGUGUGUUAAGGUUUUUUACUUUUUGAAGUGGAUUUUUAUUUAUUUUGAAGUAUUGUAUUUUCAAGUACAUACACAAGUUAAUCCAAAGUUGUUAAGGAAUUUUUUAUUUCAGUAUUAUUCUCAGUAAAGAGUGAAUCAUUUUUUCCCUUGUAAGUAUUUCAUACAAUUGUGGCGGCAUAUCAAAUGUUGUCAUUGUAGAAAUUGGUCAUGAUAGUCACAUAAAGUGAGUUAAUAUAUACAUUAAUAAUGAAAAAAAAAGAAGAAAUACAAGGAAUUUCAAAGGUCUUGCAUAUUAGAUUAUACAAGAGGACACUAAGCAGUACUUGACAUAAUAAAUUUUGUAUCAACCUUGGAAUCUGUUAGCCGAGGUUAACAUCUAAUGCCACUUUAGAAAUCUCUGCUCAGCUACUUUACAUGAUUACCACUUAUCUUUAUCAUGUUUAUCUAUCACAUUCAAUAA
Mytilus californianus (California mussel) is the source of this 2186-nucleotide messenger RNA. Its product is annotated as BTB/POZ domain-containing protein KCTD15-like. Gene Ontology annotation, biological process: protein homooligomerization. The record is from RefSeq and is a predicted model, not a curated record. Bases 90 to 830 code for a protein of 246 amino acids. Gene Ontology annotation, molecular function: protein binding. NCBI's taxonomy places the organism in Eukaryota, Metazoa, Mollusca, Bivalvia, Mytilida, Mytilidae. The transcript has 2 exons.